UGCUGAGAGUUGAGUGAGAAAGACAUUGACGAAGACAAAAUAAUCAUGCUGUUCACUUCUGUGUUAUUCCUGAUUGUAUUUCUGCUCGCCAACUCGAAAUAUACACUCGCAUUAGUCCCGAAACCGUCACAUUACAACAGGAGUUCGACAGCCUGUUAUUUACAGCGUCCACUCAACUACCAGAAUGACUACCCAGCAUGCUUUGUACUCACAGACUAUCUGAAGAGAUUUCAACGUCGACUAGCACUGCAACAUCCGCGAAUCUCUCAGCAACAUGAGAUAAAAUGCAACAUAAGCGAAUUGAAAAUCAAAAUAGACGAUGGAUGUGACGAAAGUAAAAAUAAAUUAUGGCCAAAUGUUUCCAUAGAUGAAUCAUACUAUAUAACCAUAAGAGAUACUGAAAUAAACAUACUUUCCAUGGAAGUUUGGGGUGUAAUACAUGCGCUUGAAACAAUACUUCAGUUGGUAUACAAGGGUAAAUUUGGAGGAAAUGUGGUAUUUCAAGGUGAUAUAAUAGAUGAACCAGAAUUCUCACACCGUGGAUUGUUGAUAGAUACUGCGAGGAACUUCAUGUCAGUUGAAAUCCUACGGAAAAUGAUAGAUAUCAUGGCUAUUGUUAAAAUGAAUGUCCUUCAUUGGCAUAUCACAGAUGACCAAUCUUUUCCCUUUGUCUCAACCACCUAUCCAGAACUGUCAGACAAGGGUGCAUAUCAUCCACAAAAGUGUACAUAUGACGAAGAAGAAGUAUCUGAUUUAUUGGAAUACGCCCGUCUCCGUGGAGUCCGGAUCAUUCCAGAAUUUGAUACUCCAGCACAUAUGUUGUCAUGGGGAACAGCAUAUCCAGACAUACUGACAAAAUGUUAUAAUGAUUCCAAGCCAAACGGGAAAUUCGGUCCACUGAAUCCAGCCAAUGAAUCCACGUAUGAGUUUUUGAAGCAAUUCUUCAAAGAAGUCAUUGGUAGAUUUCAUGACAGUUAUAUUCAUCUUGGCGGCAACGAGGUAGAUUAUGAAUGCUGGAAGUCGAAUCCGGAGAUAGUUGAAUUCAUGCAAAAAAUGGGGAUUAAUGAUGACUACUUUGAAUUAGAGAAAUAUCACUUUAUGAAAGUCAUACAAAUCGUCAAGAAUAUGACGACCGACCCUGACUAUCCAAUGACGCCUAUUGUCUAUCAGGAGAGUUUUGUCGAAGAAUGUGGAUAUGACCAAAGUACAAUAAUUCAUGUGUGGAAGAGUGAUAAUUGGAAGAAAUACACCUUCAAUGCUACUGAAGAUGGACACACGGUUAUAAUCUCUGGUAUUUGGAAUCUAAACGACUUACAACAUGACGAUGAUUGGAGUAGAUAUUUUGAACAAAAUAUCAGAGAUUUUGGAGGCACACUCACAGAAUCAAUAGAAGUCCUUGGUGGUGAGGCUGAAAUAUGGAGCACACAUGCGGAUGAGACCAAUGUGAUCUCACUGGCUUGGCCCAGAGGUGCCGCCGUGGCUGAACGACUCUGGUCGAAGCACACUGUAAAUGUUAGUGAAUUUGGAGAGAGAGUGGAAGAACUUCGAUGCAGGAUGCGCCAGAACAACGUACCAGUUCAUCCUCUCAGUGGUUCAGGUUUCUGUCAAUACUGAAUUUUGAAAAGACAGUCAAACUGAAAAAUGUGUGUCGUAAGAUUGUGAUUCACUUUUUUUGUACUGUUUUCUAUUGAGAAUUUAAAUUUGAAUUACUUCUAUCAUACAGUACAAUAUAUCAACUUUUGAA
This is a messenger RNA of Trichobilharzia szidati, 1744 nucleotides long. Lineage: Eukaryota; Metazoa; Platyhelminthes; Trematoda; Strigeidida; Schistosomatidae. The record is from the annotation of a GenBank genome assembly.